Messenger RNA from Verticillium alfalfae VaMs.102, 453 nucleotides. RefSeq lists its product with no specific name. The transcript has a single exon. NCBI's taxonomy places the organism in Eukaryota, Fungi, Ascomycota, Sordariomycetes, Glomerellales, Plectosphaerellaceae. Bases 1 to 453 code for a protein of 150 amino acids. The record is from RefSeq and is a predicted model, not a curated record.
AUGCUCUUCACAGCCGUUGUAGCCAUCCUUCUCGCCCUCGGUCCUCUGACUGCCCACGCCAAGUCACAGGGCAUAGUCACGCAUCCGACCUCCGACACAAAGCUUGACCUCGGCAGCGAUGAUCGGUCCAUGAAAAUCACCUGGGCGUACGAAGGCGACUCGGGAAAGUGGGAUCACGUUGAUCUUGUUCUCCAUGGCGAGUCGAGAGACGAUGCAGGCUCCACCAAAGAAUGGUCUGCAAGCGUGCGAAUGGACAUCGAUUUGGGUGCACGCUCUUUCACAUACAACUCGACAAGAAGUCCCACUUUGCUGGACGACAUGAUGCUCAGAUACAUGGACGGAGGACGCUGGGCGGUUCGAUAUGGCGUUCGCUACCGCAGAUGGGACGCGCUGGAGGAUGUCUUCUUCUCUGAACCUGUGGCGGUGGAAGGAAAGCCAUGUAAUGGAUUGUAA